UACCGCGAAACAGCUGUUGAAGUCAAAACGGGUUAAGAUGUUAGUCGCAUAAGCCGGGUUAACAUGGAGCCCGCGAUUAAACGUCAACGCAUAGUGCUGAGCUGUUUUCCUUCCUAGAAUUUGUUUCACAGAUGACACAGGACAAUGACGCGCACGAAGAUCCCGAUGAUAAAAUUUUUUGUAUUUCUGUUGAUCUUCCUACUCGCACAGAGCGCAGUAUGCAAUGGAAGUUUUAGGAUAAAUAGGAAAGCACCUGACUCCACGUCGAUAGACAAAAGUGAACAUGGAGCGGCCAAGAAAAUUAGCGCGCAAAAAGCCGAGCAACAAAAUACAGUGUUACCUAGCGGCACAGUAACAAUAUCUGAGGGCGAUAAAACUGUGAAUAAUAUAACCUCAAAGUCGUCGGUAGGUGUUAACAAAACUGUACAUUCUACAGAGCCACGGGAAGAGAAUGUGACUGAAGAACAUGUAACUACUUUAAACGCUGGUGCACUAAAACGUGGUCUUUAUGUGUUUGGGGUGCUAAGUGUUCUUGUUAUGGCCUAUAUCGUGUUCCGUAGUCUUAGGUUAAGUAAAACACGUGCCCAAAUGGUCAGAAAGUAUGGUAUCCUUGCACACAGACAAGAUGUCGAAAUGAGACCAUUACCAUUGGACGAGGAGGACGAUGAGGAUACUACUGUGUUUGAUGCCAGUAAUGUUCUUGCAAAUAAUGUUCAACGUCAGAAUUUAUAAAAAAACGAUCGGCAUAAAGUAUGCUGAUCGUAUCGCAACAUAAGUUCUCAUUAAUGCAACAACUUUUCUUGUGAUUGUGGUGUCUUUAAAGUAUGAAACUGCAUUGCAAAGACUUGGCAUACACGGUUUUUUUAGUAUUUUUUCAUAUAAAAUUGCUUGCUUGCAUAUGUCAAAUUGUAAUGUCAAGGAUGCAUUUAAUAAUGCACUCGUCUUAACAAGUUAUGCUUUCCAGCGAUAGAUGUACUUUGUGAAAAAGAAAAAUGAGAUGUUUUUGUGACAUGUCUCCGAUUCCUUAACAUAAGUAAGUGAUAAAAGAAAAACUUUAAAUACCUGUUAUUUACAAACGAAUAAAUGACGGGUAUCUAUAUCUACUAUU
Molecule: messenger RNA, 1108 nt
Organism: Colletes gigas
Lineage: Eukaryota; Metazoa; Arthropoda; Insecta; Hymenoptera; Colletidae
Product: membrane protein FAM174B-like
Exons: 3
Coding region: 145-732 (195 amino acids)
Source: RefSeq, a predicted model, not a curated record